GAUUCCACCAGCAAUCCUCCAAUAUGCCUCCCUCGGCGCAAACGACCCGAUUAGUCUCCACUCUACGACUUCUCAUCCCGCGCCUCCGCCUUCUUCAGAAGAAAGACACCGCAUCCUCCAUUGUCCAACGCCGCGAGCUCUCCCAGCUUCUCAGCGAGAACCGCGAGGCGUCCGCCCGCAUCCGAGUCGAGAAUGUGAUCGCAACAGAUAUCGCCGUCGAGGUGAUGGAGAUGGUCGAACUAUACUGUGAACUGCUGUUGGCGCGCGCCAAUGUCCUGGAUCAACUAGCCUUUGGCGAGAAAGGGACGCGCGCACGACUGCGCGCCAAGGAAUUGCUCAAGAAGCAGACUCAAGCCCAGACUGGGGAGAAAGCCACAACUGCUGCGCCCGAGUCCUCCGGCUCUCGGUUCGGGUUCUCGUGGUUAGGAGGAUCGCAAAAAAAGGAGGCGAGUACGUUGGCCGCGACCAGUUCUCUGGAGGGCGCGGGUGAGCUUUCGGAGGAAGAGAUUGCGUACAUGGAUACUGCGCUGGAUGAGGCUGCGGUUGCGAUCUUUUAUGCUUGGCAUCGGUUCCCGCAUGAGUUGCGCGAGCUUACCAUGCUUCGCACAAUGCUUGGUGAACGCUACGGCAAGGAAUUUAUGACCAUGGCGCAGGACAAUAAGGUGGAUACAGUUAAAGUUCCAGAUCGACUUUUGAAGGGACUACGAGUGCGUCCACCGACACAGGAACUGGUGGAAAGUUAUCUGCGGGAGAUUGCAAAAGCAUACGGUGUCGACUGGCCGGGCGGAGAGGAAUUGGACGUCCAAGAAGAGCUUGGGAAUGCACCACCCGAGUUUGUUGAUGAUGCCCAGGGCGAUGGGGACGAGGCCGAGGGAGACGAUUUGCCCCAGACUCCGAGAAAGCAAAGUGCAGACCCUGCAUCGCGACCGAAUCUCACCGAGGCAAGACGGGCCUCGGAAACCAGCGAAUUGAAUAAAGCGACUCCCCCACGCGGGCCUGCAGCACUGCAAGGACGCAGUCCUGUCAGCGUUGCGCCACCUGCACCCAGGACCGAUAAUCCUAACCCCCGGGUGAAGGUGCCGGGGUCUGAGGAAGAAGGGGGCGCUGCUAAGAAGGCUGGCAAGGCCACAUUUAGUGGGAUUCCCGAGCUGGAUGAGCUGACGCGAAGAUUUGCGGAUCUGAAGAGGAAACCUUGAGGAUGCACGGAUGCAGUCUGCCGGGUGAUCUCCUUUGAUGCACAGAUCGAUGUGUCUCGAGACUUUAUUUCCACAAUCUCUAUGUUUCCCUGAGUUGGGAGGACUUUUGGCAGGGCCUUUGUUGGUAUCUCGGUGAAGGAGUUGCAGGAGUUUCUGUCAUUGCAAACUUAUUCUGACAUAGCCUACUUGGUUGUAUUGCACCGUUGCACUAGCAUUGAGUGACCGUUCGUCUUAAUCUGCCUAGUCUUGCAUAAGUUAGAUGGGUUUCAAAUCGGACUUGACAGCUUCAACACAGACAUCAGGCACCUUUACCAUUACAUCCCAAAGUUGAGCCAUGGAGAGGCUUGUGUAUGAUGUUGGAAUAGCUCCCCGGGUCAUUAUGAAUCACAUCUUCAAUAUUGUAUGAAAAUCAACCACAGGCGAUAUAUUCUGAAUCGGGGAUCUUAGAUCUAAC
This is a messenger RNA of Penicillium subrubescens, 1650 nucleotides long. RefSeq names its product IST1 family protein. Gene Ontology annotation, biological process: protein transport. The coding region runs from base 24 to 1196 and encodes 390 amino acids. Lineage: Eukaryota; Fungi; Ascomycota; Eurotiomycetes; Eurotiales; Aspergillaceae. The transcript has 2 exons. The record is from RefSeq and is a predicted model, not a curated record.